Colletotrichum graminicola M1.001 is the source of this 1929-nucleotide messenger RNA. RefSeq names its product Not1 domain-containing protein. Gene Ontology annotation, cellular component: nucleus; P-body; CCR4-NOT core complex. NCBI's taxonomy places the organism in Eukaryota, Fungi, Ascomycota, Sordariomycetes, Glomerellales, Glomerellaceae. The record is from RefSeq and is a predicted model, not a curated record. The transcript is spliced from 3 exons. The coding region runs from base 1 to 1929 and encodes 642 amino acids. Gene Ontology annotation, biological process: regulation of DNA-templated transcription; nuclear-transcribed mRNA poly(A) tail shortening.
AUGGCAGCACGAAAACUGCAACAAGAAGUCGACAAGUGCUUCAAAAAGGUGGCGGAAGGCGUAGCUGAAUUCGAGGCCAUCUACGAAAAGAUUGAACAGUCCAAUAAUAUCUCCCAAAAGGAGAAGCUGGAAGACAACCUCAAGCGCGAAAUAAAGAAGCUACAGAGGCUUCGCGAUCAGAUCAAGACAUGGGCAGCAAGCAACGACAUCAAGGACAAGGCCCCUUUACUUGAGCACCGCCGACUGAUCGAGACGCAAAUGGAGAAGUUCAAGGCAGUCGAGAAGGCCAUGAAGACGAAGGCAUACUCCAAGGAAGGGUUAGCCUCUUCAGCGAAGCUCGAUCCCCAAGAACAGGCAAAGGCGGAAGCAAGCGAUUUCCUCAACAACAUGGUCGACGAGCUGGAGCAACAAAUCGAGACUCUGGAGGCCGAAGCCGAGGCGAUACAGGCGACUAUGAAGAAGGGCAAGAGCCAGACUGCCAAGGCGGAGCGAAUGGCCGAGAUCGAACGCAUCAUCGAGCGGCAUAAGUGGCACCAGGGCAAGCUCGAGCUUAUUCGAAGGUCUCUAGAGAAUGGCGGAGUCGAUACGGAUCAGGUUACCGACCUUGAGGAGACGAUUCGGUACUAUGUCUCGGACGGCAUGAACGAUGACUUCAUCGAGGACGAAGAGAUGUACGAGGAGCUCAACCUAGACGAGGAGGAGGGCGUAUACGGCGUUCCGCAAGAUGGCGACAAGAACUCUUCGCAAGACACCCAAUCUUUGGCGGACGAACCUAUACCGGAACCCGAUGUCGUGAAGCCUCCUCCGAAGCCAAAGGCAGUGGCGGAAGCAUCCGCAUCAGGGCGGAGGUCUAGUGCGCAAUCCAAGUCCCCUCUACCCGCGCUGGCAACUUUGCACACGCCAUUACAGACUAUCAGCAGCAAUGUCGCAGCAAAUGGACCGGCUAUGAAGCCAGCCAUCGUCCCCGCGAGGCCAGCCGAGGGCCUCAAAUACGCGUCGGCUGCGGCGGCUGCGGCGGCAUCAGACAAGAUCGGCAUUUCUCCCUUGCCACCUCCACCAGGCGCUGCACCGAUCAAUUCAGGAACCCCGGCGACGCAAUCCAAGAGCAGCGCUGCAGGCUCUCCAGCGCCCACGCCGGCACAUCCUGUUGCGGCGAAGGAACCAGAACCCAAACAGUCUGCAGCGCCCUCAAGCAGCGCAAGCGAAACCCCGGCGACAGUUGCGAAGCCAACACCGGUUCAGACCAAGGCGGAGAAACGUGCGCUCAAGAACCAAGCUGCGGCGGAGGCAUCGGCAGCAGUCAAGGGUGAGUCUUUAUCCAUAGAUUGCCAAUUGCAUGACGUAUUAACCUUUGCAGCACCUCAAACAAACGGUGGUACAAAUGGUGUAAGUUCCUCCGUAGAGGAGGAAGAGGAGUCGAUAUACCACCUCCCCUCUUCCCUGCAAGACCUUGUCGAGUCUUUCGAGGUAUCUCGCAAGCGGCCAGCGCCCUUCUCUUCGCCUUCAACGCAACGCAUGCUUCAGGCAAGCCAGGCCAUGUGCCCCGACAUUAUGGACACGGACGUGCCCAGGACCUACCGUCCUGAACUGCGUCUGAACUCCACCGGCGUGGGCUUUCCCCAGGAGCCGCUCGCACUGUUCGACGACCCGCGAUUGUACUCCCGGAUCGACCCCGACACACUCUUCUACGUCUUCUACUACAAGCAGGGCACGCCUCAGCAAUAUCUGGCUGCCAAGGCCCUCAAGGACCAGAGUUGGAGGUUCCAUAAGCAAUACCAGACCUGGUUCCAGCGUCACGAGGAGCCCAAGAACAUCACCGAGGAGUUUGAACAGGGCACCUACCGCUUCUUCGACUACGAGAGCACUUGGAUGAACCGCAGAAAGGCGGACUUCAAGUUCGCGUACAAAUUCCUAGAGGACGAUGUAUGA